AGUAUCGUAUCUCCAUCAGCGUCUCAAAUAUGGACAUCAUCAAAAUUUGCCUCGGGUUCUCAGACAACCGGGGGGUUGCUCUAAAUGUUUGCUUCCUCGUUUCGCUCAUCGUACUGGUUGAUAUUGAGGCGGCACAACAAGUCGCUGGUGAAGCUGGCAAAGAUGAAAUCCUGAGUAUAUUUGACCUUGAAGAGGCUGCGAUACCUCUUCGUCUCAAAAGAUGGCACUUCAUCCCAUCCCGUCCCCGAUGA
This is a messenger RNA of Aspergillus ochraceoroseus IBT 24754, 251 nucleotides long. RefSeq lists its product as uncharacterized. Bases 30 to 251 code for a protein of 73 amino acids. The record is from RefSeq and is a predicted model, not a curated record. NCBI's taxonomy places the organism in Eukaryota, Fungi, Ascomycota, Eurotiomycetes, Eurotiales, Aspergillaceae. The transcript has 2 exons.